AGGGUUCGGAGGUAUAAAAGAGAAAAAAAAAUGCUUUUGAGAGCAUCUGGAUUUAAGGACAUGAUGCCCUAUUUAUAUCAGAAGCAAGAUCUAAACUGUCUUUCUGACUCCUUGGCCACCACUCUUUCCACCGGAUCAUACUUCCUCUCAAGAGAGCAAGAAGGAGGUUGAAUACUAGACACAAAAGUAGGACAUAGUUGUUGUUCUUAAAUCAUCAACUACAGUUUCUGCCAGGCAGACUCAAAAAGAAGAAUCUAUAGUAAUAGGACCAUUUUACAUAAAUGAGGGGUGUGUGGCUAGUGCCCUGAAUCAUUUUACUGAAGCAAAAGUAAGAAAAUAAGUAUAUGAUCUUUCUUAAUAACCAGAAAGAAUCAGAAACUCAUCUGUCCAAGUAGUAUAAGCUAACUACAAAUGAGAUAACUAAAAAGGUAGCUGCCUUCCUUGAAUUUUUGUUAUUUUUAAAAAAAGGGAGAAGAAAAAGAAAGUGAAGCUGUUUUAACCAUGCUCUCUUUAGAAGGAAAAAAAAAAACUACCCAAUACUGAUAGUAUCUUAGAAGCAGGAAACUGAAUUGAACUCCAUGUAAGCUUACAAGUGCUUCCAGAGAUGCAGUGUCUUCCUUUCCUUUUUGUUAUUCUUCAGGCACACAAAGUUAUGUCUGAAGAGGAAUUUGUGGAUGCAACUGUAAAGCUUGCCAAGAACAUGAUUUUCGAGUGUAUGUAUCCAGGAUCGGGCUUUACAAGCCAGGCUGAAUGGUUCAAGAUGACAGUAACAGGGAAAGAUUCCAUGGCCAUUUUCAGUCCUAACCAUGGUGGGCUCAUUAGGGCAGACUAUAUCAGUAGGAUUCGCUUUUUGAACUCUAGUGUGACUGCAAAUGAUGUUUCCCUUUUCUUCCACAAUGCUUCAAAAGCUGACCUUGGCCUUUAUCUCUGCACACUCCACCUUUUCCCUCAUGGACCUUGGAAAAAGGUGAUAAAGGUUGUCCAAUCAGAUGGUUUUGAAAUCCAUGUUCCAUCUAAUAGCCAUAUGGUAUCAGAACCUGGAAAAAAUGUUAAAUUCAUAUUUCAGACUCACAAGGCCAGCCCCCUGAAACAUGUGACAUGGGAAAAGAUUCAGCCACAUCAGAUUGACCACUUAAUUUACUGUAAUUUGAACAAUGGGAAAAGUUAUGGCUUAAAGUACCAAAGAAAAAUAUUGACAAGCUGCAGCCAACAGAUGACCAGUACCUCUAUUAUCAUUCACAAUGUCACUGCUUCUGACUCAGGAUUUUACCAAUGUUGCUUAACCACCAACACAGGAGAAAAUGAAACCUUUGUGAUGAAUCUGACUGUGACUGAUGCAAAAACAGACCAUCAGAUUGUUUUUUUCAUAGCUGGAGGGGCAGCUUCAGUCUUAAUUAUUGUGAUAUUUAUCAUCAUCAUCUGUUAUUAUUGCAGGAGGAAGAGAGUUUCCAAGGCACUGUGGGAUACUCAGAUUCAGUCAUCUAAAAACUACACCAGAAGUGAGGCUCCUGACCAUUCUCAAGACAACCAAGAAGAGGAUAUUUAUGUCAAUUGUCCUGUCUUCUCUCAAAAACCAACUGCAAGAUAGCAACUAUUCAAUUUGAGCCAAGCAAACAUAUGAACUCAAAUGCAAAUUGUCCUUAGAGUUUUCUUCCUUUGUAUUUACAGAUCUAUACUGGAUUGAAUUUACUUUGUCUUAUACAAAGAAGAUUACAUAAAUAUUAUCAUUUGAUUGAGAAUAUUCAGAAUUAUCUGAGCGAUUAUAAAAUAAGUGGGGGUAGAGAGUCAGAGUGACCUCCCAUUGACUAUCCCUCUCCUUUUCAAAAGCCAUUGUAACUGUUUAGUUAGAGUCACUCCAAAGACUUGGAGCCUUGUAUUGCUGAAAGUGGAAUGAAUCGAUUAUUGAAAAAAGUGGAGAGUAUCUGAAGUAGUCUUUCCUUCCUUUCUCUUUCUGUAACUCCUGUUCUCCAUCUCAAAUAUUAACUUUUUCUUUUCAUUUCACCAUUAUAAUUUCUUUUUGGGGGGAUUUUCUUUGUUCCCAUUUAAUAUCCAAAUAUCAAUUAUUAUCUAAUACAUUAGUAAGACAUUUACUAUCAACUAAAAUAAGAAUAAGACAUUAUAUUGGUGAUUAGAUAUGUAGGUAAGGAAGUCACCAAAUACAAACUUUUUUACUCUUUACCCAGAGCAAAAUGACUGCCUCUUCUGGUUUCUAACCCUAAAUCUAUUCCAGAUCUAUUGGUUAGAAUAAAAUGAGAAGUAUGUGGGAAAAAAAAAGAAAAACAACACAAAUGUCAUAUUUGACUUGAGUAUUGUACUUAUGUCCAACUUUUUAUGGCAACAUUUGGGGUUUUCUUGGUAAAGAUACUGAAGUAGUUUGCCUUUCUUCUCCAGCUCAUUUUAUAUGGGAGGAACUAAGGCAAACAGGGAUAAGUGACUUGCCCAGGGUCACAUGACUGAUAAUUGUUUAAGGUCAGAUUUGAACUCAGAAAAAGCUUUCUUGUUUCCAGGCCCAACACUCUAUCUACUGUGCCAUCUAGCUACUAUACUUAGUUGUAUAACACUUGUUGUAAACAAGUUGUAAAACACUUAACAUAUUUAUUCUUAAUUUCUGAAAGAUACAAUUCAUUUCACUCAAAGAUAGAGUUAAAUUCUACAGGUAUUUUAAGCUUAGGGCAGGCCAUUUGGCAAAAUAGAGAAAAAUACAAUCUCUCAGGUUGCUUAUAGGACACAAGUAUUGUAAUUUCUUGCUAUAAACAUUUCAAUUUAAAAUAUUUUUGGCUUUAAAUUAUUUUAUAAGUAAAGCAUAAAAAUUGUUCUUUAGGCUAGGAAAAUUAUUGUUUACUUCUUACUCAGAAAGUGAAGUGGCAUGUAAUCAGUGUUCAUUUUAUACAAAUUAAGGAAAACACUGUAGUACGAUGGGAAAAACUAUAGAUUUGUGAAUCAAAGUUUAAU
Messenger RNA from Antechinus flavipes (yellow-footed antechinus), 2952 nucleotides. It is a transcript of the gene CD226, whose product is annotated as CD226 molecule. The transcript has 6 exons. Lineage: Eukaryota; Metazoa; Chordata; Mammalia; Dasyuromorphia; Dasyuridae. Gene Ontology annotation, biological process: cytokine production; positive regulation of natural killer cell mediated cytotoxicity directed against tumor cell target; positive regulation of T cell receptor signaling pathway. Gene Ontology annotation, cellular component: external side of plasma membrane. The record is from RefSeq and is a predicted model, not a curated record. The coding region runs from base 605 to 1588 and encodes 327 amino acids.